Messenger RNA from Drosophila obscura, 4524 nucleotides. RefSeq names its product homeotic protein ultrabithorax. The record is from RefSeq and is a predicted model, not a curated record. The transcript has 4 exons. Gene Ontology annotation, biological process: negative regulation of transcription by RNA polymerase II; anterior/posterior pattern specification. Bases 843 to 2024 code for a protein of 393 amino acids. Lineage: Eukaryota; Metazoa; Arthropoda; Insecta; Diptera; Drosophilidae. Gene Ontology annotation, molecular function: DNA-binding transcription factor activity, RNA polymerase II-specific; RNA polymerase II cis-regulatory region sequence-specific DNA binding. Gene Ontology annotation, cellular component: nucleus.
AGCAGCGAAUUCGUUCGGUUCGGUUGGCUAGAAGGCGCGCGCUUUGUUUUAUUAUCCACAAUCCACAUUAUCAGCGGCAUUAUCGUUAGUGGCACUGUCUUCUGCCCACGCGCCUAUUCGUGAAUGCACUCGCAGUGGCCGCGCGAAUAUCCGCCAGUGCGACUCCACCAUCCAUCUGAAUCUGAAUCUAAAUCUGAAUCACAAUUUGAGUUUGAAUUUGAAUUUGAAUUUCGAGCGGCAUUCGUGAGUUUGUUUGGGAACCGCGCGCUUGUCGCUGUCGUCGGUCGUUCGGUCAGCAGAAGCAACAGCAACAGCUACAGCUACAGCAACAAUAAAAAUAAAAAUAAACAUAAAAAUAAUAAUAAUAAUAAUUGCAAUAACAAUAAGCAUAACAGUAAUCGUAACGCUAACGAGCCCUCGAUAGUGCCCCAGAAAUCCAAACAAGUGGAAGUGCCCCUGCGACUCGAAUGAGUGAAGAGAAGCGCAAGAGCAAGAGCAAGUGCAAUUGGAAUCGAAACUAAAUACGAAACACUUGUGAACAAAUAUCUAAAUUUAAUUUAAUUUAAUCUAAUCUAAUUAAAUACUCGCAUUGCGGUACUAUGCCAGCGGAAAGUGCAAUAUUUAAAAUAGGAUAAUUCCGUGAAGUGCUACCGAAGAGUCAGCUCCAUCCGAACCGAAUCAAGCCCAAAUCUAGAUCUGAAAAAAUUUAAUAGAAUCCCCCUCGAUAGCGAGCCCGAUCCCGAUUCCGAUCCAGAUCCCGAUCGCACCGCAAGGAUCAGCUACUUCAAGGAGCUGCCAGCAGCAGCAGCCCAACCGCCAAGAUUCUCACCGCCAGCAGCAACAUGAACUCGUACUUUGAGCAGGCCUCCGGCUUCUACGGCCAUCCGCACCAGGCCACGGGCAUGGCCAUGGGCAGCGGCGGCCACCACGACCAGACGGCCAGCGCCGCAGCGGCUGCCUACCGGGGCUUUCCCCUCUCGCUGGGCAUGUCGCCGUACGCCAACCACCAUCUGCAGCGCACCACCCAGGACUCGCCCUACGACGCCAGCAUCACGGCCGCCUGCAACAAGAUCUACGGCGACGGGGCCAGCGCCUACAAGCAGGACUGCCUCAACAUCAAGGCGGACGCCGUCAACGGCUACAAGGACAUCUGGAACACGGGCGGCUCCAACGGCGGCGGCACAGGAGGCGGAGGGGGCGGAGGUGGAGCCGGUGGCAAUGCGUCCAACGGAUCGAACGCGGCCAACGCCGCCAACGGACAGAACAACGCCGCGGGCGGCAUGCCCGUGCGCCCAUCCGCCUGCACCCCCGACUCGCGCGUCGGUGGCUACUUGGACACAUCGGGCGGCAGCCCCGUCAGCCAUCGCGGUGGCAGCGCCGGGGGCAACGUGAGCGCCGGCGGAGGGGGCCAGAGCGGUCAAAGCGGCGCCCCAGGCGUGGGCGUCGGUGUGGGCGUCGGGAGCGUGGGAGCAGGCACCGCCUGGAACGCCAACUGCACCAUCUCGGGCGCCGCAGCGGCACAGACAGCGGCCGCCAGCAGCUUACACCAGGCGAGCAAUCACACAUUCUACCCCUGGAUGGCUAUCGCAGGUGAGUGCCCUGAAGAUCCGACCAAAAGUAAGAUAAGAUCUGAUUUAACACAAUACGGCGGCAUAUCAACAGACAUGGGUAAGAGAUACUCAGAAUCUCUUGCGGGCUCUCUUCUACCAGACUGGCUAGGUACAAAUGGUCUGCGAAGACGCGGCCGACAGACAUACACCCGCUACCAGACGCUUGAGCUGGAGAAGGAGUUCCACACGAAUCACUAUCUGACCCGCAGACGGAGAAUCGAGAUGGCGCACGCCCUCUGCCUGACGGAGCGACAGAUCAAGAUCUGGUUCCAGAACAGGCGGAUGAAGUUGAAAAAGGAAAUACAGGCGAUCAAGGAGCUGAACGAGCAGGAGAAGCAGGCGCAGGCGCAAAAGGCUGCGGCGGCAGCAGCCGCGGCGGCGGCCGUCCAGGGCGGGCACUUAGACCAGAAUUAGGCGGAAUUACAAAAUACAAAUACAAAGCAACUCUAUAUUGUAACAAAAGAACUAUUUACUUAAAUGAAUAAUAUUUAAAUAUUUCGAUGGUAAUGUGCGAAUACGAAACUAAACUAAAGGAAAUAUUUCAAGCGUUUGAGCAGCAACCGAAAAUACGUAAAACAAAACUACAAACUAAUUAAAUAGAGUAAGUAAAUAAAAGUAGUGGAAGAGCGCAACGCAGGCGGAUUACAAACCUACUUAGAAGUAAAAAUAAAAAAUAAAAACUAAAAACUAAAAAUUAAAUUAAACGAGAACGAACACAAAUUUAAUUUAGUUUCAAACAAACAAGAUUCGCGGACAUUGGACAUUGAUUCGCGGCGUAAGAUUAUGUUUAUGACAAAUACGUCGAAGAUCUUUCCAAAUUCAAGACCCCUGCCCCGCCCACCCCUUUGUUGCUUACUGGUAUGUUUAAAUUAUGUUUCGCAAAAAUACUCAAAACAAACAACAAAAAAAAAAAACAAAAAUCUAUAAAAUUACGAAUAAAAAUGUUGAAAGAAAGCAAAGUUCUGUUGAUAUGAAUUUUUUGGUAACAACAAGUUUUAAACCAAUUUAAAGAUAUGUAACAAAAGGAAACGAAAACAAAAACAAAAAUGAAUGGAAAGAAAAGAAAGGAAAAGAAACCUAUUAAAAUGUAACUUAAAUAUAAAUAGAAUUUGUUAGCAAAGUAAAAUAUUACGAGAGGGGAAACCGAAGAGCGAAGAGGAGCGUAUUGGAGGAUACGGAUACUCGUACAAUAUUUGAAUGUGUAUAGUUUGUGCUUAUGGAAUAAAAUUAAUGCAAUUUUAGUUAACUCUGUUUAUUUUUAAACGAAUUUGUUUAGUUCUCGCUUAGACGACUAAACUGAAGCUGUUUCUUUAAGUAAUGUGUAGUGUUUUUAACUCUUAAAUUAAAUUAAUUCCUAAUUUUAUUAUUAUGUUUAGUUUAAUGACAAAGCGUUUAUGAGAUUAUCCGACAGUAGCCCCGAGAAGGAGAACGACAAAUCGUUUGCCCUGGCAAACGCAAAUAAAUUAUUGGUUUUGAAAAAAUCUAAAAAACAAAGAGAAAACGAAUUCGAAUUCGAUUAUUGUGUUAUUAUUAUUAUUAUUGUUUUAGUUUUGCCCUUUUGUUUUUCUCGAUUUGUUUCUCUCGUCUCUGCAUAGAGCAUAAAACCAGAGACCAGGGUGUUUGAAAAAUAUGAGUUCGCGGGCUCGUUUUGUUUUCCCGCUCGUAUGCGAAAUUGCUUUUGAUCUCGUUGCGUUAAUUGAUCGUAAGUUGUAUGCUAUAGAGAGAUACGAUACCCAUACCCACACCCAUACCGAUAAGGAUAACGAUACCGAGAUUCUUACCAAUAUAUAGUUUAGUGGAUCCAACGAGCUGUGCUCGAACCAAGCCACAAGAUACAUCUCCCACGGCGUGUAUCGAGUCUUCGUCUUUCAGUUCAGUUUGGGUAACUUAUCCCCAACUUAUCCCCCUUAUUGCGGGUUAUCUCCGAAAGAAAACCUACACAAGAUGUAUACGUAAUUAGAGCCUAAGAUUCGAAAAUAGAUAUACACAUAUGCAGAUCUUGAUAUAUACACAUAUACAUAUAUAUAUUUAUGUAUUUACGUGGAAAUCGAGUAUAAAUGGACAAACAAUAAGAGAGAAAAUAUCUGCGAAACGGAAACAGAUGCAAAUACGUAACUAUGAAUUAAGUUAAAUGUUAUAGAUUUUAAAUGCAAAGGCGGCGGCAGCGGCAGCGGCAGAGGCAAACGCCAACGCCAACGCAGAUGCAACCGAAAUACGUUGAUGUAUACAUACACUGAAAAAAAAACAAAACAAAACAAAACAAAAAAAAAAAAGAUGAGCAGCGUGGAUCGAGAGGGUAUUCCAUUCCCCGCCACCGCAAACCCAAGAAUAGACGCUAAAAUACAAUAUUUACAGAUUUAAAUGUGGAUUAUCGUAGCAACAGAUAUACGUAAAUAGUAACAGUAACUAAAAGGAGACUCGCAGAUGUCUUGAAUAUACAUACAUACAUACCUACAUAUGUACGUAAUCGUAUGUAGUACUACCCAUACCCCCCUUACCAACUACCUAAGAAUGUAAUAAUACCACGUACUAGACGUACGUACGUAAUUUCUAGUGGCUUUUACUUUAAUCUCCGACCCGCAGACAGACGGAGGCCGAAAAGUUAGUUGAGACACUUUGUCUCCUUAAUAUGUAUUUCCAUCAGACCUACCUACAACUUCUUUGCAGUUACAUUUUCUACUUGAACUCUUCCCCCUCAUGCGGGGGGUCCUUGAUCUCCGAUCGCUCGGACCCCGCCAACUCCGUUUAUACUUAACCUACUCGUAUGUAACUCUAAUUUAAAGCCAUUCUAUGCUAGCUCUGUAAGUUGUAAAUUAUCAAUAUAAACUAUACGUAUAAAAGAACAAACACAAAACAAAACAGCAACCAGUGAGAAUGUGGAAAUGAACAAAUAAAUUAAACAAAACGAUUUAAA